AUGGCUGCUCCUACGGAAUUGCGGUUCAAGAACCCGGCCAUCUUCAUCUGCGAUAUGCAAGAAAAAUUCCGCAACGUCAUCUACGAAUUCGACAGCAUCGUCACCACCGCCGUCAAGCUCCUCACCUACGCCCAGUCCCUCUCCAUCCCCGUCCACACAACCACCCAGACCUCCGCCAAACUCGGCCCCACCGUCCCCGCCAUCGCCGACCUCCUCCCCGCCCCUCCCCACGACAAGACAAAGUUCUCCAUGCUCGUCCCCGGCAUCGCCGCCCAGCUGCCGCCCCAGUCCCGCGUCGCCCUCGUCGGCAUCGAGUCCCACAUCUGCAUCUCCCAGACCGCCCUCGACCUCCGCGACGCCGGCCACUUCCCCUACGUCAUCGCCGACGGCGUCAGCUCCUGCAACCGCCAGGAGGUCGCCAUCGCCCUCGACCGCCUGCGCAGCGAGCCCGGCAUCACCGUCUGCUCCUCCGAGGGCUGGAUGUACGAGUGCUUGGGCGACGCCUCCCAUCCCUUGUUCAAGGGGCUCAUUACUGUCGUCAAGAGCAAGCUGAGUGAGACGUCAAAGGUCUUGAGCGUGCUGCCGCCUGCUCCCAAGAUGUAA
Molecule: messenger RNA, 603 nt
Organism: Trichoderma citrinoviride
Lineage: Eukaryota; Fungi; Ascomycota; Sordariomycetes; Hypocreales; Hypocreaceae
Product: Isochorismatase hydrolase
Exons: 4
Coding region: 1-603 (200 amino acids)
Source: RefSeq, a predicted model, not a curated record